CGGCUGCAGGGUGGGGGCGCCCGCAUGCGCACGGGGCCGGUGCGCGCGCUAUCCGCACCGCUAGCGUGUGGGAAGGCGGAAGUACACGGUGACUUCUGGGUGAGCCUUGUGUAAUUGGAUCUGGUUCUAGGAGUAUGGAGGAGGCCGAGCUCACUAUGGCAGCUGACGCUGGAGGCGUUUCUCCUGCAGUCCCGUCGCUGGUGGAUCGCUACUUCACCCGCUGGUACAAGGCUGAUGUUAAGGGAAAGCCGGGUGAGGAUCACUGUAUUUUGCAGCACUCUAACAGAAUUUGUGUAAUCACAUUGGCAGAAUCUCACCCACUUCUUCAAAAUGGAAAAACAAUUAAGAGUAUUAACUACCAAAUUAGUGCCAACUGUAGCCGACUUCAGAACAAAGUUUCUGGGAAGUUUAAGCGGGGGGCACAAUUUCUAACAGAACUUGCACCUCUUUGUAGGAUAUCCUGUUCAGAUGGAGAAGAAUAUACUGUGUCAAGCUGUGUAAGAGGACGGUUGAUGGAAGUAAAUGAAAAUAUUCUAGAUAAGCCAUCCAUUUUGCAGGAAAAGCCAUCCACUGAGGGAUAUAUUGCUGUUGUGCUGCCCAAAUUUGAAGAAAGCAAGAGCAUUACUGAGGGAUUGUUGACACAAAAAGAAUAUGAAGAAAUUGUCAUGAAACGAAUUAAUAACAAAUCAGAAACCUCUUGAAGACAAAUGAAAUCAAAAGAAACACAUCUAUAUCUGUUAAAGUAACAACUGUGGUAGAGUACAUGACUGAACAAGAAAGUAUUGACAGGAAUAACCCUCUUUUGACUGUGGGAUGGCUCUGCUUCAGUUCCUGGCCAUUUCAGUAUUGGUGAACUUUGCUGGUCCAUCUUUGAUAUAUAAUGCUUAGCUCAUCUCCCCUCCUCCCUCUCCCAAGAUGUUCUCUGCCCGGGUAUGCUCCGUUUCUCCCUAGCUCUUCUCAUUUACUUAAACACAACAUAAACAAUGGGGAAGCUGCAAAUAUUUCCCCCCAAAUAUUUUGUUCUUAUUUGGGGUUCGCUUUGGUGGAACAAAAGACCCUUUUAGGCCUCUUCUUUUACCAAUUUCAUGAGAACAUUUAUAUAAGGUAGUAUACUUUGCCCAAGGACACUUUUUGACUUCCUGAGGAGUAGAGAUUGAAAGUGAGAGGAGGCAGAAACUAGGCCCAUGUUGGUGAACCUAUGGAACGUGUGCUGGAGGGGGCUGCUCCCUUCUCUCUCCACCAUACUUGAGGACGUUUUUCAUAUCACCCACCUCUCUGCCCAGCAGUCCAAUGGGAGCACUUUCUCCCUCCUGUCUGGGGUAAGGGGGUGACUCACAUGUGGCAUGAGGGUGCAGUUUGGGCACUCGGUCUAUAAAAGGUUCACAAUCACUGAACGAGGCUGUCUUAUCUUCAUUUAUUUUUUUUUGUUCAGACCUGUUAUUUCAUCAGUGUGAGAAGCUCUUGGUAAGGAUCUUCUAAGAAAGCCACUUGGGGUUCCAAGAGAUUUUAAGAUUCCUUCCCAAGGGAAAAUUGUAUCAGAGACAGGACUUGAACUCUGGUCUUCCUGCUCCACGACUAACUCUUUGUUCAACAUGCUGUUUCCUUUGUCAUCUGAUCUUCAUUAAAGUUUUUUGUACCUCCUUC
Messenger RNA from Monodelphis domestica (gray short-tailed opossum), 1644 nucleotides. RefSeq names its product actin binding transcription modulator (gene ABITRAM). The record is from RefSeq and is a predicted model, not a curated record. NCBI's taxonomy places the organism in Eukaryota, Metazoa, Chordata, Mammalia, Didelphimorphia, Didelphidae. Gene Ontology annotation, biological process: regulation of filopodium assembly; regulation of actin filament polymerization; dendrite morphogenesis. Gene Ontology annotation, molecular function: actin filament binding; actin monomer binding. Gene Ontology annotation, cellular component: lamellipodium; dendrite; filopodium tip.